Molecule: messenger RNA, 1154 nt
Organism: Peromyscus maniculatus bairdii (prairie deer mouse)
Lineage: Eukaryota; Metazoa; Chordata; Mammalia; Rodentia; Cricetidae
Source: RefSeq, a predicted model, not a curated record
GGAUGCGCGUCCGCUGAGCAUCCGAGAUGGCCACGCGGAUCGGACUCCUCUGGCUGCUGGGCCUGGUUCUGUGCGCUCUGGGCGUCGGCCACGGCCCGCGUCCCCCGUAUGUCUUUCCCCAGCGUCGCCUGGGAGUACACGAGCGCCGAAACAUGCAGCGAGAGAUCCUGGCGGUGCUCGGGCUGCCUGAGCCGCCCCGACCCCGUGUGCCACCCGCUGCCUCCCCGCAGCCAGCGUCCGCGCCGCAAUUCAUGCUGGACCUGUACCACGCCAUGGCCAAUGACGACGACAGUGGAUCCCUGCAUUCUCACCUGGGGCGCUCCGACUUGGUCAUGAGCUUCGUCAAUAUGGGUGAGUGCGAGGAGGGUCCGGGUGGCCUCAGUCUCCACAUGGAGAGCUCAUGUCCUGGCCUGGCCGGUCUGCUGGGACAACAAGCACCACAAUCCAGACAGCCUUUCCUGGUCACCUUCUUCAGGGCCAGCCCGAGUCCUGUGCGGGUCCCUCGGUCAGUGAGGCCACUGAAGAGGAGGCAGCCAAAGAAAACGAACGAGCUUCCACAUCCCAACAAACUCCCGGGGAUCUUUGAUGGUCAUGGCGCCCAAGGCAAAGAUGUUUGCCGCAGGCACGAGCUCUACGUCAGCUUCCGGGACCUUGGCUGGCUGGACUCCGUCAUUGCCCCCAAAGGCUACUCAGCCUAUUACUGUGCUGGAGAGUGCAACUACCCAUUUACUUCCUGCAUGAACUCUACCAAUCAUGCCACCUUGCAGGCCCUGGUGCACCUGAUGAAGCCAGACAUCGUCCCCAAGGUGUGCUGCGUGCCCACCGAGCUGAGUGCCAUUUCUGUGCUCUACUAUGACAAAAGCAACAACGUCAUCCUGCGCAAGCACCGCAACAUGGUGGUCCAGGCCUGCGGCUGCCACUGAGUUAGCAGCCUGCUGCCAUUGGCCCAUUAUCUGGUCAGCCCCUCUGACCGGGAAACGAAGAGACCCUGUCAGAUCCAAGGCCAAGGUGGAAAGGUCGGGUUUCCAACUCUUAUGUCCAUGUUCUGCCUUUGUCACAGGCUUGGCCCUCUCCUGGCCCCUCUGUUCCCUUCCUCUGCCCAAGGGUGGGAAGAUGGUCCUGGUUACAACCCUGGUGACCUAUGUCCCCAAGCA